AAUACUGACAUCCGUAAUAUUGAACAUAUUAUGAACAAUUUUGUGUGUUAAAAAUUUGGUGAGAAAACGAGAGAUAUGAGUUCCCACGAAGACGACGAGGAAGAAGGACCAUCUGUAGAUUCUGCAAAUGCAGAAGAACGGAUAGCUGCGCGAAGAAUCCGGAUACAAAGACGUCUUGAAGCCGCGAGAAGGUAAGCUUUUACAAGCCUGCAAAAAGUCGGAAAUGUUUUGAACUUGCAAAAGUUUCUGUUCUUUUCUUAAUAUCAGAGAAGCAAGUGGAGAGGAUGCUGCGAAGAAGAAGCCAGUUGAUUCAGAGAAAGAUGCACUUAAAAGCCGAAAACAAAUGGAAGACAGUAGACAGGUUAACAAUUUAUUUGAAAGAUCAACAACAUCAGAAUAAAAUCUGCUACAGGAACAAACUUAAUGUCUCUGCUCCUAUUCCAGCAGAGGAACAAAUGCCAAUGUCUUUUUUCUGAACUUUCCUCGUUUUGUUUUACACAGCGCUUGGUGAAACUGAAAUCUGAUGGCACGGAACUUGUCACAAAUGUCCAUGUUGCAGCUGAUGCAAGAGAGUCAACAAGAAGACUUGAGGAGGAAGAGCAACGAAGGCAAAGGUAAAAAAACUCUUAAAAAAUAUCUCGCCUUAACUAUUCUUUACAUGUGGGUACAUUUUUGUAUCAAUAUUCCCAAGUGCGUGGAGAAGAACAUGUAUUAAGAAAUGGAUUGUACUGAAGAUAAUAUUCUGUUUCAAAACUUGCUAUUUAUUUUUUUUUUGAAGAAAUGAGAAGCUUGAAGCUGAGGCCAAGUCUGCUACUGAAAAAUUUGAGGAGGUAGGGUUAAAAUCCAUCUGACCAGAAUUUUGUCUAGUGCACUGUAUUUAGUACUCUUGGUAGAUAUGGCGAGUGUGUCUUACUUUUUGGAGUUAUUUCUCCUCAGAUCACCAAGAAAUGGGAGUAUGCUCUUUCCAAAGAAAUUCCUCAAGACUUGAAUGCAGUGAGUGUGUUUUACAUGAAAAUUUAUGAAAUACAUACAGGAAUAACAUUGAUUAACCUUUCAACCUAUAAGUCAGUGACUAGCAUCUAAUUUCUCCCACACCACUACCAGACAUUACAUUACACAUUAAGGUCACAAAAAUAGAAAAAAAAUAAUCACCAACUAAAGCAGCUCUUGAUCAUUCAACAAAUUCUCCAUGGCAGCACCUUAGGAAAUGUAUAGAGAACAGUAUGGAGAAUAUACAUCUGAUGCUAGGGUUCAGAGGGCUAAGUACCAUAAGUAAUACUAGAUUUAUAUCUUUUGAUAAUGUGCAAAUAAUCUUUCAUAUUAUUUUCAAUUCUAGAUGUUGACAGAGCAAAAAGGUGCCUGUGACAGUAUGAUAGAUGAGAAAAAUAAGCUUAUCCAUGACUUUCAACAGGUAAAUAAUUGUUUCUUUUGCUAUUUUUCAAGGUAUUUUUUGUGGAUAUAAGUUUAUAGCAUUUUGUCAAUUUUGAUGACUUGAAUGUUUUUUUAUUAGGAGCUUAAAGCCAAAGAUGACCAGUAUGUGAAAGACUUGAAAAAAGCUGUGAGUUACCAAAUACUUUUAUUCAUUCAAGACUGAAUGAUGUAACAAAAACUACAUGAAGUUUGGCUUGUGCUCCAGGACCUAGGUUUCUCUGUCUGCAGGAAGAUUUGAGACAAGUCAAAGAUAGUUUUACUAGGGGUCUGGCACUAGUUAUCAGGGCUCUGCCCCUUGGAGACUUCUCACAGAUUCACAUUUCCAAAGACCUCAUUCUUUUCUGCAGAUGAAGAAAUGCUCAUGUGUAAGCACUAAUAAUUUGGGCUUGCAGGCUUAACCCUUUAACUCCCAGAUGUGAUUAACAUGUAACUUCUCCCUACAAUAUCCAUACAUUAUCCCACAAACUGGUAAUGAGAAUACUCAAACUUAUCAGGUAGAAGUUGUUAUCUUGAUUUAACACCAAAUUCUUAUAACUAAUUUACUAGGGAAUGUUUAGCAGCUAGAGGGGAGAAUUGACAAUCAGAUCUGGGAGUUAAACAGUUAAGUUCUCUGUAAGUAUUGACCCUAAUUAUUUCAUGUUCUGUGUUCAAAGGCUGAAGAUGUUGACCUUAUGGUAGAGAGAAUGGAAGAACAGAUGAAACAUUUGACAAAAGCUUACAGAGAGGAACUCACUCAGAUUGAGGUUUGUAAGAUUUACUCUGGGAUUUCCUCAACCUUUUCUUUCCCAAGAGCAACCAAAAAGGAAUUUCUCCUUACAAUAUCAAUAACUUUUCAAGGAGAAAGAGUCAGUAUCCGAGGAAAGAUCUUGUGUGAUUUGACAUAAAAUUCUCCAAUAUCAUUUAUUAUCCUUAUGGAAGAAGACUUAAAUGUCCAAUCAUUCGAAGAUGUUAUAGCAAAGACAGCAUAUUCUCCUCAGUUAUUUUAAGAUCCUAAAUGUGGUUCUGGUCUGGGACUUGAAACCUUGACCUCCCAUAGAGCAGUCCGAAUCUACAAAUUGAGCUAACUAGGCAGCUAAAGCUCUAUGCUAUAACUCAGAUAUGUGAUUUAAUGAAUACAUGGUUAUGAAUUAAUUUUUAUUUUUAAUUGUUUUACCUUGUUAUAGAAAGCUUUUGUAACUGAACGAGGUGAGCUGAUUGAUAAUAACAGAAAGAAAUGGGACACCUCCAUGCAACAGAGACGUGACAAGGAGGUAGAUUACCAUAACUUAUUAUGUCUGUUAGUAUAUGCACUGUGAUUGGUCAAUUUUGCAGGCCAUAUUUCAAUGUACAGCUAAUUUAAAUCAAAAGUUUAAUGGAAGUGAAAUUUCCCCCUCUGUUUGAACCCAGAGUAAAAAUGAAUAUCUUUCUAGCAUAGCUUUCUCAGUCUGUACUGCUACAGAACCUUAAUUUUUUGUGCUCAGAUUCAUGGCCUGUGUGCUGUGCACUUAUGCCAUCAAUAUAAUCCAAAUGGAAAACUUGGUCUAUAAUUACAGUACAACCUUGAAACUUGAGAAGUAAGAGGUAUUAAUAACUUCAGAUUGUAAUUUAAGGAAAUAAAUUCACUCAGAAAUAACCAUUGUGACUUAAAAGAACAGACAUAACUCUCAUUAAUAACUUGAAUUGAUUGAACCACAGGUUGAGUACAUGGAUUCUCGACGUAAAAGAGUUGAAGACCAUGAAAAUCAGUUACAAACAUUGAGAGUCCAGGAUGCAGAGGAAUACAACAUGGUGAAGAUCAAACUGGAGACAGACGUACAGGUGGGUAGCCUAACUGAUACAACAGGUUCUUUUCUUUUUUUAAUUUUUUUAAAACUGGUUUGAUCCCACACAGUUUGAAUUCAAAACACUUUUUCAUAUGCACUCUGGUGAAUGGCUUCUUAAAUAUUGAUGAUUACUGCACAAUAAAAGGUUAUGGCUCUGGGUAAAAUUUAAAAAGACACAUGUCGUGCUUUUGAAGAAGAAGGAAGAAGGUCAGUGCAAAAAGGGGAAAAGGAGAUUGAGAGAAUGCAUUGGAAAAAAACUUACGACUGCUAAGAAUCGAUCCUGGAUCUCUCACUUACGAGGAGGACAGCUAUUGAUUUUGCCGAGUUUGCAGAACUUAUUUAUAAUGAGAAUGUGCGUCCUGGGAGAAGAACAUGGCACAUCAGUGCAGUGCUCUACAACCUGAGCUAGCCAGGCAGCAGUUUAUACAGGCCAUUAAAGGAUAAGUUCAGGAAGGCUGUUGAUCAAUGUACUUUUCAAAUUUCCUCUAAUCUAGAUAUUGGAACAACAGCUACAGCAAAUGAAAGCCACAUACCAGUUAAACCAAGAGAAGCUGGAGUAUAACUUUCAAGUGAGUCAUUUCUAGAAACAGUAAAGAUAAUUGCACUGUUAACCUUUCAGUUCCUUGAGUGACCAAGACAGAACUUUGUUUUGAGUAACAGGAUGGCUAUAACAUCAGGAGAUGCUCAAAUUAAACAAUUACUUAUUUAAUAAUAUUUUAAAUAGGUGCUGAAGAAGCGCGAUGAGGAAAACACUAUCACAAAAUCACAACAGAAACGUAAAAUCACCAGGUUUGUAUAGUAUUCAGAUACAGUGUACUCUUUACUAGCAAACAUGGGCUUGUAAAAAUUCAUGUAGACUUUUAUGUCCUUUUUUCCAGACUUCAAGAUGUCCUAAAUAAUCUUAAACAGAAGCUGGCCAAGCAAGAAAAACAAUAUAGGUGAUGGUUUAUUUUGAUCAUUUUGAAAUCAAAUCCUCUGACUUACCGAGUGGGGCUGCUUGAAAUAUCACGAGUAUGUGUUUCAAUCCAUAAUUUGGUAAUUACUGUUGGUUUACCAGAGAGGACAAUCAAAGCUUAACAGACGAUUACAAAAGAAUCACAGAACAGUUUAGAGAACUACAAAAAAAGUCAAGGUAAGUAUUGGAGGUUUUUUCUCUCAAUCUGUAGUUGUGAGGGGCAUAUCCUAUGACAUGCACUUUAUAGGAUUUUUUUAUGGGUCAGAAUUAAAUUUUUACCGGUAUUUUGUAGACAUUUUCAGACAACAGAUCAAAAGAAGUUUCAGGAUGUGUGGGCCAUGAAUGAGGAGCAAGUCAGGGAACUGGUGCACAGUGUGCUGGAGGCAGACAGAAUUAUUCAUGAACAUCAAUUGGGUCUGCCUUGGGAGCCACCUAAUCUGUAAGUACAGUCACAUGACUGUGUGACUAUUAUGAAGUGUCAUCAAUGCAAAUGUCAAACCAGUUAAUCCACAUCUGAUUUGAGUUUGGUGAACUACUGUACAUUUUUUUUGAUUAAGUAGUUUGAUUGUCUGUUUGGGAGUGAGUGAUGAGGAUAUAUUCCACUUAGAUUGUUAAAACAGAUGGACUACUCUUUGGCAGGGAGUCACCUGUUGCUCAUAGAUUUAACCAUUUAUUGUCAAACAGUGACUACUAUACAAACACACCAUAAAAAAGACAAACAACUUAUUCACAACAUUUACACCACAAAUGAACUGAACAGAACAGCCUAACAUUAGCAACAGAUUGAAACUGGCCAAUUACAACCUAUGUACUCUGUACACUUAAGACUUUUAGCCAAUAGCAUCAUGUCAAACUGACCAAUCAGUGUGCAAGAACUGGACUUCUAACACUCAUUUGACAACAAUUUCUCACUUGACUCUGAUGAUGACUUCAGCUCAGGUUGUCAAAACAUCAUUCACCAUGCACCACAGACAACAGUUCUUCUCAGGACUAUUCUCUCCCAGAUGAUCGGGCUAUGCUAUCAAGCACUGUUUUGUAGUAGUGGAAUGAAUUCAAUUUUGUUUCUCAUUUUAGAGAUUUCAUGGACACUCCCAGGACUGCAGAACAGACUUAUGGAAGUAAAGAACAAAAGAUGUCUGCAACACAGAUGGCUCAUGAGAUCAUGUCAGGAGGUGAGCACUCAAAAGCAAUUCUAGGGUUACACAUGAUGGGUGGUUAAGGCCAAAAUUAAUAUUGAAGUGUAAAUUUAAUAGAAAGACAAGUGUGAUUCAAAAAUUUAUGAACCAGUCUGAGAUUUGAUUUGCCUCCUGAAAUAUAUGUGACUGGUGAAUUUUUUUCAUGCAUUUCUUGAAAACCUCAAGAUUUCUCUGAAACCUUUGUACACGAGAAGACAUAUUUUAGGUUUUCCCUUUUAUGUAAAGUGAGAAUUGUUCUUAAAAUUUGUGAGCAAAAUGGGAUUAGAACCUCCUCCCCACCUCCCCCUCCCCCAUUUGCUACCCUCACCAGACAAUUGGAAAGGUCUCAAUUUUUAGUCCAAUUUUAUUAGUCUUAAAACGCUGUUACAUUACCAAAAACUUCCAGUCUUUAAUUGUAAGGUUUGAAAUCAGAGACUCCCAAACGAUCAACUUGCUCGACUUGUCUGUUUACAGAUCUCCUAUUCUUUGUCUCAGUUGAUAAUUGUUCACUCUACAAGUAAAUUAAUAGGUGUGGAAAAUUGAAGAAAUGUAAUUUAUGUAUAACAGAGUUAAUGCAAUGUUCAAUAGUGAUUGUAAGUUGUUUUGUGUGAUCAACUGUAUUUCAGUUGGGACAGAUGAUGGAGAGGAAGAUAUUGAUAAGAGUUCAGUUGGUGGCAAGCUUGAGAGACAGAUGGCAGGAAAGAAAUUGUCUGCUAAAACCAUCAAAGCUGUAUUGGAACUCAUCUGUGAUGAGGCUGUGAGUCAAACACUUACUGUUACAAACAUAUUUAACAAUAUUAUAAGUAAUUGUUUUAGUAUAAUUGCUCAGGUGCCCAUGAAUUCUGUUGUAAAAUUGUUUUUUGUUGUUAAAACCAUUCUGUUACGAUUAUGUUUUGAUUACUCAUGUAGAGAUAAGCAGCCAGUUGCCACUCAAAUUCAACAGGUCUAUUGUAAUCAGUCAGCAAAAACUUUAUAUCUUUCUUUUGAAAAGUGUUAUGCUAAACUAUUUCAAUAGCAUCUUUUGCAUUCUACGUAAUUGAAUUUUGUUCUAUCAGUUUCAUCAAUUCCUUGGUAAAAUUGACAGAACAAGAGCAACAAUCUUGAAAUUUAGCACUCCUGCUAUUUAAUCACCUAGUGCAAGGUGAUUAUAGCUGGAUAUGAAGCAAUCCUCUACCAAUCAGAGUGCACUUACCUCUAUAAUCACAAAAGCAAUUUAACCAAUAACUUAUAAAGUAUAAAUGAUGUAUUUUAUAUCAUUAAUAAUAUAUUUUUGUCAUUUAUCUUUUGCUAUUUUUACAAAUUGUAGGGAUUUCUUGUGGAGUCCAAACUAACCAAACUACUUGCUCCUCUUGAGAAAGAUGAACAAUCUCUGAUGAAGCUUGAUGCCAUCUUUGCAGUAAGUGUUUGUUAUUGCUUGAAAAGAAUAAUUUGGAAUAUUAUUGGUGUUGCUCUAUUGCAUUUUUUCCUAGCCUUUAAAAACUUAGACUGCACAGUGAAAUGCACAAUUAAAAUCAGCCACAUAUUGUUACUAGUCACUUGUUAUAUAAUUAUAUAAUUACAAAUAUUUUUUGUAAUUACCGUUACCAGCACUUAUUAAUUCCCUUCAAUAUUCAAAUUUUAUAAAAUGACUACUGGGAUGAAGCUACUUGUCACUGCAUUGGGCAUGGUGCAUGCUGUAAUCAUUUUUUCCUGUGAAUUAAUUUAAAGAAAGGAAGCUUCUAGUCAUGAGAAAAAGAAAAUGGCACAAAACGUCUUUCUUUUCUGUCUCAAUGAUCUCAAAGCUUGUCUUGAACAUUGGAAACUUGACUUGAGCCUCAAUUCUCAAAGCUUUCAAGUUUUGAGUUUUGAGUGAUGCAAUCAAUCUGAGUUUUAAGUAAUGCAAUCAAUCUGAGUUUUGAGUGAUGCAAUCAAUCUGAGUUUUAAGUAAUGCAAUCAAUCUGAGUUUUGAGUGAUGCAAUCAAUCUGAGUUUUAAGUGGUGCAAUCAAUUGCUCUGACGAAGGGCUAACGCUCAAAAUGUCAGCUUUUUUACCCUUUACGGUGGCUAAUUUACGUUUUCAACUCAGUUGUUAACACUAAAUUACCUGCUAUACUCUCCCACAGACGCAGCACCACAGUUUCUUUAGAAACUUACCCCUUUACUUUUGAGUGGUUACCACAUUGUAUGUUGAUGUUCAUGUAACAGUGACUCCUUUAAUUAUCCUUGCCAGGUUUGACCUUGUUUAAUUAAUCUUUUUAUUUUAUUUUGAAGGCAUUGGGUGUAGAUACAGAGGAUGACAUCUAUCUGCUGUCAAACUACUUCCUUGGUCAUGGAGAGGGUGAACAAGCACCAGAAGGGAGCGAGAGAGGAACUAAGGAUGAUGAGAUGACAGAAGAGAAGGCAACCAUUGAAGAAACAGCUGGCAAAAUGGAUGAAAGAGAAAAGGAAGAUGAAGAUGGAUCUGUAAUGUUGAGUGUGGAUGAGAAGGCAAGCGAUUCAUCAUCUGUAAAAGCACAUUUGUCAGGUAAGACUUGCGUGAACUUUCUCCUUUGUCAAGGGCACGUUAGUUUACAUAAUUUAUAAUUACCAUUUUCCAUACAUUUCCCAAGAUGCUAACAAGGAGAAUUUGUUCAAUGAUUAAGAGCUUCUUUUAGUUAGUUGACCAUUUUCUUCAUUCUCACAAUCCAAGUGUGUGGUUUAGGGGUGAUAUUGUGCGGUGAAAUUUGACGCUAUUCAAAUAUUUGUCUAUUUAUCUCAGUUAUGAUUCUUGGCACAACAUCAGAUUUAAUCAUGGCUAAAAUUCAUUUUCCUUUGUCCUGUAAAAAUGAAAUGAUUUUUUGUUAAAAAAAAGGAUUUGUUCCUACAGAAAUGAAGAACCUUAUUCACCCAAAUGAAGUUGUGAAGGCUUUAAGAAAAUUUGUGCAAGACAACCGCCAACCACAGAAGUAAGUAAAUUCAUGUAAAGCUUGAAAGCUGUUUUUGUGCUGAGGGAAACUAAAACCUUAAAUUCCCAAGAUCUGAAGACUACUUCAUGCUACAGAUUAGCAAAUAUAUCUUUAUGGUUAGUUCUGAGAAUUUGGAGUUGUGUCACUUCUAAAACAAAAUCCUCUCAUUGAUAUUUCUCCUUAUUGAUUUUUAACUGUCUGGUUAACCCUUUAACUCCCAAGAUCUGAUUGUUAAUUCUCCCCUCUAGCUGCUACACAUAUCUUUGUAAAUUAGUUAUGAGAAUUUGGUGUUAGAUCAAGAUAUCAACUUCUACCUGACACAUUUGAAUAUUCUCAUUACAUGUUUGCUGGAUAAUGUAAGGAUAUUAUAGGGAAAAGUUUUCUACUUUCGGAUUAUUAUUAUUUGGAGUGUGAGGGUCAAGGGUUAUUUCAUUGAAAAUCACAACUCGACCUUGUGUGAUUGUAUUUCCCUUCAGGGAAGCUAAGCGGCAAAGUUUGAAGGUGGGAGCUGGAGUUGGAAAAGUGACCACGUAAGUAUAUGAUUGUCAAAAAACAUUUAAAUUUCUUUUUUGACAGCUAAAAAUGUAGCACAAAAUUAAAACUACCUCCGUUAUUUUACAGGCUUGAUGAAAGUUUCUGGCAAAAUAUGGCUUCAGUAAUAGAUGUAAAGAAAGAGCGAGUUUGGACAGCUUUGUUAGAUGGAUUUGAAAAGUAUUUGGCAGUGCUGACAGAGAGGGCAGCUCUGAUACAAGAAACAGAUGCCCUCAAACAGCAGGUGAGCAAGAGAUGGUACAGUUAUGCCAGAUUUGGAGGAGAUAUUUUGUGCAAUGUUCUGUGCAAUAUUGUACCAAACAGGGUUAUUAAAAAGAUUUAGAAUAGCUGGUGCAAUUUUUUUUCAGAGUGGAAUAUGAAAUGCAUUUAACAAUUGGUUCAUAUGUCAGUGUGCGUUCAUCGAGAUAUGAAGCACGCAGGAAGUUUGGAGAGCACGAAAGAUGCAUAAGAGUUGCUCGAGGCUACGCCUCAAGCAACUCUAGCUUCUUGAGUGCUCUCCAAACUUCCUAAGUGCUUCACAUGUUGAUGAACGCACAGCUGACGUAUGAACCAAUUGUUUUAUAACAUUUUCAACCCAAAGGAAAAUUUUUUUCUCAAGGGAUUUGUUUGCUGACGUCAUGAGCGUGCACAAUAGGAAUAUGAAGCACACUCGCGCAAUUGAAUUUGAUUAGACAAAUUUACUAGCUAUGUUAUAACAUUUGUUGGCUUAUAAACUUUUACCAACCUUUUGUAAAGCAUGGGAUAUUUUAUCAGUUUCUGCACUUCACAAUCAUUAUAUUAAAUUAAUACCUGAUGCACCAUUUUCAAAGAGUUAGUUAUUUCAGCAUUUAGAAUAAUGUUUGUUACUGAGAUACAAACAGGGUUGUUGCUAAGUGCCAGCUGCCAGUGAAAUGUGCCAGAUGAUAAAACGGCAAUUGCCAGCUGGAUUUUUGGACUGGAGUGCUCAGUUAACCAAAACAUGCACUUUUUAGACUAUACACUUAAAAUACUAUCUUCAAGCUGGCUCACUUGAUAUUUCAGCUGGCAGCCUAAUUCCUUAGCUACAAUCCCUACAAGUUAUUUUGGUUCUGCAUAUAGCCACUUUAGCUUGGAAACAUCUUGUCUAGUAAACAAUAAGUGAACAAUGUAUUGAGGUUGAUAUUUGUUUCCAGAAUGCAGAGCUAAGGAUGUUGCUACAUCAGUAUGUGAACUCCAGAGUAAGUUUAUUAUUUCUCAGCUGAGCUUGACACAUUGAUUUGGAACCACACUUGAGUCUCAUUAAAUUCUCUUCUGUUAAGAAAUACCACAAGGAAUUGUUUCUUGUUGUCUUUCUUAAUGGGUGAGAGAAUAUGACUACAUCAUGAUUAUUGAUGGUAUUAGUUACUUAUAGUCAGUUAGGAGAAACAUGAUUAGUCAUUAGGGAGGAAACAUUUUGAAAAGAUAACUCACAGAAAAGAGUUUGACAGUUAACAAUGUUCCCAUUCUCAAUCCCACUUGCUCCCAUUCCCACUCUCUUCUCAUUUUCGUUCCCACUCCUGUUCCCAUUCCCAUUCUCACUCUCAUUCCCACUCCUGCUCCCAUUCCCAUCUCUUCUCAUUCCCACUCCUGUUCCCAUUCCCUUCUCACUCUCAUUCCCACUCCUGUUCCCAUUCUCAUCUCAAUCUCAUUCCCACUCCUGUUCCCAUUUCCUUCUCACUCUCAUUCCCACUCCUGUUCCCAUUCCCAUUCUCCUCUCACUCUCAUUCCCACUCCUGUUCCCAUUCCCUUCUCACUCUCGUUCCCACUCCUGCUCCCAUUCUCAUCUCAAUCUCAUUCCCAUUCUCAUCCAUUUCCCAUUCCCCAUCUCUCCCUCUCCAUUCUCUCAUUCUCACUCCAUGUUCCUGUUCCCAUUCCCAUUCUCCUCCUGUUCCCAUUCUCUUCUCACACUCAUUCCCUUUCCUGUUCCCAAUCUCAUUCCCAUUCCUGUUCCCAUUUCCUUCUUCCAUUCCCCCUUCAUUCAUUCUCCUCUCACUCUCUCUCCCGUUCCCCCUCCUGCUCCCAUUCUCAUCUCAAUCUCAUUCCCCUCCCCAUUUCCAUUCUCCACUCUCACUCCUGUUCCCAUUCUCUCACACUCAUUCUCAUUCCCAUUUCAUUUCCUUCUCCUCAUUCCUCUUUCCAUACCCUUCUAACUCUCAUUCCCACUCCUGUUCCCAUUCCCAUUCUCCUCUCACUCUCAUUCCCACUCCUGUUUCCAUACCCUUCUAACUCUCAUUCCCACUCCUGUUCCCAUUUCCAUUCUCCUCUCACUCCUGUUCCCAUUCUCUUCUCACACUCAUUCCCUUUCCUGUUCCCAAUCUCAUUCCCACUUGUUCCCAUUCUCUUCCCACUCUUAUUCUCACCCCUGUUCCCAUUCUCACCCUAUUUUCACUCUCAUUCCCACUCCCAUUCCUGUUCCCAUUCAUAUUCCCAUUCUAUACCCAUUAUUUGGUGAGCUUGGCCAUUACUGAGUUCAUACAGCUGUUUGCAUCAAAAAGGACAAAGUGCACACAACACUCUUGAAAGGUAUUCCAGGUGUCUUGAAAUCAAUUGUUGUAAAUGAGUUACAGAAAUAAAUAUGGACUAAAGGACCAAUGAACAAGAGUAAAUACUGAUAUACUCAUGAAUACAAGAGGAACAAAGCAAUAAAAUAUUGCCUUGCACAAAUUGUUUCUUAAGGUAACCUAGAGUUUGCUCUCCAUGAGUUUACAUCAUUUUCGGUGUUCAUUAGGGUCAAUGAGUGUGUCCUUUUUUUCAUCAAGUUUAGAAUUAAAAGUUGGUCUUGCAAACAAAAAAAUUCAUCAAACCUGUUACACUUCUUUACAAUGCUGUUUUCCCUGAAAUCCUGACAUGAAGGAACUGGACCUGAAAACUAGUCACACUGCCUUUUAAGGUUGUUGCGUGCACUUGCAUAUUUUCCAAAAACCUUUCUACAAACAGCUGUACAUAACAUGUGUCCUGCGUACUGUUAAGAUCAGCAAUGUUGAUAGCUUAAAGUGCAUGAAAAGAAUAGAUGUUAUAUAUUUUUUGUAAUUAAUGUUCUUGUUAUCCUACAAGGUAAAUCAAGAGCUUGAAAUUCCACCCACCAGGAUACUCCAGGCAGAGCUAUCCAAAGAACAUGAAUGA
Messenger RNA from Pocillopora meandrina, 11958 nucleotides. NCBI's taxonomy places the organism in Eukaryota, Metazoa, Cnidaria, Anthozoa, Scleractinia, Pocilloporidae. The record is from the annotation of a GenBank genome assembly.